Molecule: messenger RNA, 1350 nt
Organism: Rangifer tarandus platyrhynchus (Svalbard reindeer)
Lineage: Eukaryota; Metazoa; Chordata; Mammalia; Artiodactyla; Cervidae
Source: the annotation of a GenBank genome assembly
AUGGAGGCCAUGAACCCACGGACCGAGCCGAGAUGCAGGACGCUCAGCAUACAUGUUGUGACGUGGAACGUGGCCUCUGCAGCACCUCCUCCAGACCUCAGUGAUCUGCUUCAGCUGAGCAACCUGAACCUGAAUCUGGACAUAUAUGUCAUUGGUUUGCAGGAACUGAACUGUGGGAUCAUGAGCCUCCUUUCUGACACUGCCUUUGAAGACCCAUGGAGCAGUUACUUCAUGGACGUGCUUUCCCCUCUGAGCUUCGUCAAGGUCUCCAGUGUCCGCAUGCAAGGGCUCCUCUUACUGAUCUUUGCCAAGUACCAGCAUUUGCCGUUUAUCCAGGUCCUGUCUACUAAAUCCACCCCUACCGGCCUCUUUGGGUACUGGGGGAACAAAGGGGGUGUCAACAUCUUUCUGAAGCUUUACGGCUACUAUGUCAGCAUCAUCAACUGCCACCUGCCCCCCCACAUGGCCAACAAUGACCAGCGGCUGGAGCACUUUGAUCGGAUCCUGGAGAUGCAGAAUUUUGAGGCACAGGAUAUCCCCAACAUCCUGGACCAUGACCUCAUUCUCUGGUUUGGAGACAUGAACUUUCGGAUCGAGGACUUCGGGUUGCACUUUGUUCGAGAAUCAGUAAGAAAUCAGCGCUACAGUGACCUAUGGGAGAAGGAUCAGCUCAGCAUCGCCAAGAGACACGACCCACUGCUCCGGGAAUUCCAGGAGGGCUCCCUGCUCUUCCCGCCCACCUACAAGUUUGAUAAGAACUCCAACAACUAUGACACCAGUGAGAAAAAGCGCAAGCCUGCUUGGACCGAUCGCAUCCUUUGGAGGCUCAAGCGGCAGUCCCAGACCAACUCCCACACCCCUGCGCUCCCGGCCCCCUUCGCCCUGUCGCUGAGGAGCUAUGUCAGCCACAUGGUGUACACCGUCAGUGACCACAAGCCCGUCACCUGCACCUUUGACUUGGAGCUGAAGCCCUUGGUGUCUGUCCCGCUGAUCGCCCUGCUGCCCGAGGUCCCGUGCACCAUGGAGAGCGACAUGCUGAUCAGCUACUCCCUGACCACAGACUUCCUCAGCAGCCCCUGGGACUGGAUUGGCCUGUACAAGGUGGGGCUGCGCCACAUUAAUGACUACGUCUCCUAUGUCUGGGUCAGGGACAACCAGGUCUCCUUCAGUGACAGGCUGAACCAGGUAUACAUCAACAUCAGCGACAUCCCUGAGACUGAGGAUCCAUUUCUCCUUUUUUACUAUAGCAACAACUUACAUUCUGUGGUGGGGAUAAGCAAACCCUUCAAGAUCCAGCCUUUCUCCUUCCUGGAGGAGGACCCACUGGAUGAAGCCCAGCCACAGAUCUGA